Messenger RNA from Podarcis muralis (Common wall lizard), 1844 nucleotides. RefSeq names its product P2Y purinoceptor 8-like. Gene Ontology annotation, molecular function: G protein-coupled receptor activity. Gene Ontology annotation, biological process: positive regulation of Rho protein signal transduction; phospholipase C-activating G protein-coupled receptor signaling pathway. Lineage: Eukaryota; Metazoa; Chordata; Lepidosauria; Squamata; Lacertidae. Gene Ontology annotation, cellular component: plasma membrane. The record is from RefSeq and is a predicted model, not a curated record.
AACUUGAACCAUGAGGAUAGAAGAUCCUGUUCUCCAUGCAAUAUGUGUUAUUUUUGUGCGCAAAAGCAUGAACAUGAAAAGGAAGUACGUGUUGCAAUAUACUCUCUAGAGUCAGCGUCCAGACACUUGAGACAAAAUUUGAACCUCAAACCUUCACAGCGGCAGAUGUGAAUGAAUAAACAGAACUAAGACUCCACCAGCUUUCAGUUCUUUUCAGAAGAAGGAUGCCUCAAGAUAUGCCACUCAUCCCAACAUCGAAAGCCUUGUUCCCUCCUGUAAGGCCUGUGUCAGAUGACACAUCUGAGAUGCUUCGAAGCUAUGCACUCCAGGUCACUUUGUCUACCAUCUUCUCAGUUAUUGCCUGCAUCAGCAUCCCACUCAACCUCAUCUGCUUGUGGUUCCUGUGUCGGUAUUCGAGGCCUUGGACUCCCACCAUUGUGUUGUGCAUCAAUCUGGCCCUUGCUGAUUUUGUCUACAGCAUGAUCCUCCCCUUUCAAAUAGUUUACCAUAUACGGGGAAACAACUGGCCCUUUGAGGAUGCUCUGUGCCGGAUUGUCACCGUUCUGUCCUAUGGUAAUGUGCACUGUUCCCUUUUGACCAUGAUGUGCAUCAGCAUUGAGCGCUACCUGGGAAUCGUCCACCCUUUGCGCUACAAAGCCAUGAGAUCCAUGCGAACCUCUGUCCUGACAUGCGCCCUCAUUUGGGUGUUUGUCUUACUGCCCCUCGUCCCACUCAUGAUGACCAACCUAACAAUUCGUGUACAAAACCUGGAUAUAAUCACCUGCUUUGAUGUUUUGCCUAAAGAGAUGUUUGAUGACAAGCCAGCACGCUUCAUCGCUUACUUUGGCUCUCUGGUAUUUUUCUUCUUUUUCCUACCACUGCUCAUCAUGGGGUUUUGCUACUUCUCAAUCAUCAUAACACUUCUCCACUCCCAUUCCACCCAACUCAGAGAAACUAAGAAGCAGACUGUCUGUUUGAUAAUAGUGUUGCUACUGGUGAUCACGGUUUGUUACUUGCCUCACAUUAUCAUGUCAAUUAUCCAUUACGUCUUCACUAUUCAGAAAAAAUCAUUUUAUUUUGAAUAUAAAAUUUCAUUUGCAGUAGCCACCAUCAAUUGCUGCCUUGACCCAUUGGUUUAUUACUUUGGCUCCAAAGAGUUUCGGCGAAAGAUACAGAAGAAGCUCUGCAGAUGCGUAACUGUUGGGGUCAGUGAAAAUACUCCAAUCUUUUCAGAGCAUGAUAUCCAAAUAACACCAAUGCAAAAAGUAUUGAAUAGAUAGUCUGUAUUGCUCUGGAAUGUAAUAAACUUUGCCAGUGCACUGUAUUGACCUCAAGAAAAAUCAGGAGCUAAUUCAUUGCAGAACCUCAACUGCCAAGUUACACAGAACUAUUUUGCCAAACGUUUCUGGAAGAUCAAAUGGACUACAAUUAUCACACAUGAUUCUGUUUCUUUUGAGUAAAGGCAACUGAUGUCAAAGUCCAGUUAGACUGGUGCAGCUGAAAGACACCUGUCUUAUUAAGAGACACCUGCAAAUGUAGCAUGAGGAGGAAAGCAUGUAUUUAACCACUUUUGACUGUGCAGAAUUUAUGGAACAAAUAUUAGUAGAAAUAUUUGGUUGAAUGGAAACAGACAUUUGUUAAGACUGCCUUCCUUGAAUGUCACAAAUUACCUGUGCCACCAAGUCACAAAAGAAUGGAGCUACCUGGAGUACAGAUUCUCAGUCAUUAGAAUGAUCUUGUAAUUUGUUCUUUGUUAUUGAUGUUGGUCUGACAAAGCUUUGUAUGGACAAAUCUUUGUAUAAGCACCUGAGAUGGUGCUUGUCAUCUCAGGUAACAAUAUUGCA